CUGGCACCAUCGGGCCGGAAGUCCCGCUCGCGCCCGGCCGGAGGAGGGGAGAGGCGGGCGGCACCUCCCGCGGCGGGAAGGGGCUGCCCCUGACGGGGUGGGUGCGCCGCACCUCGGGGCGGGGUCGCGCGGCCUCCCCCCGCCCGGCUCCCGGUCGCGCUCCCGCCUCCGGGGGGCCGCGGGGCUGCGGGGCGGGUCCGGGUGCCGCGAGCUCGGGCCCGGGCGACGGCGCAGCAGCCGCUAUGGGCAACAAGCAGACCAUCUUCACGGAGGAGCAGCUGGACAACUACCAGGACUGCACCUUCUUCAGUAAGAAGGACAUCCUCAACAUUUCCCUACGCCACCUGUUUCCCUCGCUGGCCACGGUGACCGGCACUCCCGGGCAUCCCGCGUUUCUGGGGUCUCUGUCACAGAUUCCCGAACAUUCUCGUGUUCCUGGUGGAAAUCCGGCGUGGUCUGAAUGCGUUCGUCUUCGGUACUGUUGGACCUGAGGCUCCACGCACGAUUCUACGAGCUGGCCCCCAACCUCGUCCCCAUGGACUACAGGAAGAGUCCCAUCGUCCACGUGCCCAUGAGCCUCAUCGUCCAGAUGCCGGAGCUCCGGGAGAACCCCUUCAAGGAAAGGAUCGUGGAGGCUUUUUCUGAGGACGGCCAGGGGAACCUCACCUUCAACGACUUCGUGGACAUGUUCUCCGUGCUGUGCGAGUCGGCUCCCCGGGAGCUCAAGGCAAACUAUGCCUUCAAGAUCUACGACUUCAACACGGACAACUUCAUCUGUAAGGAGGACCUGGAGCGCACGCUGGCACGGCUCACCAAGUCGGAGCUGGACGAGGACGAGGUGGUGCUCGUGUGUGAAAAGGUCAUCGAGGAGGCCGACCUGGACGGCGACGGCAAACUGGGCUUCGCGGACUUUGAGGACAUGAUUGCCAAGGCCCCCGACUUCCUCAGCACCUUCCACAUCCGGAUAUGAGGACACUGCCGAGGGCGCAGGGGCCCCGAGGCCAACCAUCUGGGUCUGCUGUCUACACGAGUGUGACCUCUGAGCUGUCCAGAAAAGAGGCUGCGGCCUCUGGGGUUAGACCCACCAACAUUUUCUUGGCCCUUUCAGCAAAAAAUCCUUAACCAGGGAAGGCGGGUGUGGGGAGCAGGGCCCUCCCCAGGCCCCGCCACAGGCCCUCCAUCUGUGCCGCCGAGCCCCCCAGACCGCAGUCCUCUCCCUGUCAGAAACGGCCCCACUGGGAGGGGAAGGCAGAGACCUCACGGGGCAGGGGAUACAGACGUGUCCCAAGUGCUGGGCAGGCGUCCUGAUGGCCCAGGGCAAAGCAAAAAGGGAAAGAGGACAAGGUUUCACGAGCUAUGCAGUCUUUCUCCAAAACCCACAGCUGGGCUGCCCCCCAGCCCCGCCUGGUCCCCUUCGCCCCCGACCCCCCAAUGUGAAGCUGUGUGGACAGUGGGCCAAGGGCUCUGUCCCUGUCCCUGGCUCUGAGGCCUGGGCACCACACCCCCUGCCCCCCAAGAUGUGGAAUUCUCACUGGUGCGUGCUGUCCACACAUUUGUGAAUUCCCGGUAGUAAAGCACUUGGACGUCCCCGUGCUCUGUCUGCCGACA
Molecule: messenger RNA, 1608 nt
Organism: Mirounga angustirostris (Northern elephant seal)
Lineage: Eukaryota; Metazoa; Chordata; Mammalia; Carnivora; Phocidae
Gene: CIB2
Product: calcium and integrin binding family member 2
Exons: 8
Coding region: 461-970 (169 amino acids)
Biological process (GO): calcium ion homeostasis
Cellular component (GO): cytoplasm; stereocilium; cell periphery
Molecular function (GO): calcium ion binding; magnesium ion binding
Source: RefSeq, a predicted model, not a curated record